GAUCAUUCCUCUUAACGUUGAUUAUCUUGCCAAAGGUUAACUUCUCCUUGUCUGCCUUCUUCUACUGCGCGUUUCACCGGAUGCUCGUUAAUUCUUUUGUUGAUUGAAGCUCCCUUUGUGGCUUCAAUUUCAUGCAGGCGUCCAUCAAGCCAGUGCAAGACACAGGAGUUUGGGAGGUUUUAUCUUCUACUUGGUGGGAGAUCAGGUAUGGAUCUAUCAACUGGUCCUUUGACACACAACACUCUCGUGUUACAAAACCUGUCUCCCAUCCAAAGCCACCCCAUUAUCAUGGUGCCCUACUUAGGACUUCCCGUCCAAGACGGCGUUAUAAGGUUCUUUGUAAAGCUAAACCAUAUGGGCCAUCUCAAGAUCCGACAUCCUUGCCACAUAACUCCGACGACGAAUGGCCACUCUCCGAGUCACUCAAUCUUAAUUUCAUUGGCGUCAAAGUGGCAGAAGAGAUUUUGAGGUCGUACGAAUUGGAUUCUGGUUGCACUCACUCUAUCAUGCCUGAAAUUAGCUUGGACGAGUUGUUUACAAGUCGGGUGGAGUUGUCAGUCGAAAUCGACGAGGAGGAGGUCGAGUUUGCGAGGUCUCAGUGGGCUGAACUCGCUAGGGAUCUAGUUGGGGAUAUCCGGCUGUCUCGGGCUAUAUCCACCUCCGACCUUGACGUUUCCCGUCCCCAGUCUUCACUCUCCUCACUGGAAUACGAUUCAGAACCGUCUACCGACUCUGAUACGCUCCCUUCCACCCCUACACAAAGGAGUGCAUUCUCUGACGUCGAGGUACAUCAGCCUUCCCCAGUGUUGGAUGACCGUGGUCUUUCUCCACCCAAGGCUCUCAAUGGUUCUGCACAAACUUUUACCCCCAAAUCAGGCCUGCCAUCCAAAUUCUCGUCCCCGUUGGUAUCCCCCUCACCCGACUCCAGCUCACGCUCGAGCUCGUCUCCCACCCCAGUCAACUUUGCCUUUCCAGCUAUCAAUGGUAACUACCAGUACCUUCCUCCAGGCCUGAAAAAGGACGACCAAGGGUUCUACACAUCAGUCACACCACCCGGCUCAGCCCGUCUUGAUGCCGCUCGGCCUGCCUCACGGUUGUCAUCGACGCGUCUCCCGCAGUUCUUGUCAGAUGCUCAGUCGCGCAAGGCCUCCAAGACAAGAGUCAUCGUGGACCAGAUGAGAGCCACUCCCGUAGCCAGCAAGAAAGGAAGGCCUCGUAAUCAUUCCAAAUCUUCGUCCGACACUCCACUUCCAUCAGGACCCUCUGCAUCACCCAAUGACGCGGGAGAUAAAAAGGGUUCCGGCUCCGCGAAGGACCACACCACUGAUCCAGACCCACCCCUCAACCCCGACAACCACGUCACGCCAGGGAGAACCGGGUGGAAGGAGCUCCCAUCACCUACGCCCACCGUCAAAGCAUUGUUCCCAAGCAGCGCCGCACGCUCGUCGUUCCCUGCAACGCCCUCAUUUCCAGACGCGGCUUUCAUUGUACAGCCCCACACGCAGCCUGGACCCUUCUACCCCGUCCCACAUGCGCCAGGCUAUCCAUUCACAUACGUCCCGGCCCGCGCAGCGCCCCCACCACCACCACCGACAUCAUGGGUCCCUCUCGCUGCUCCCGCUUACCCAAGCGGCAUGUACGCGAGACCCGUGGUGUGGUAAUGCAUAUGCUACGAUCUUUGUUCUUUGUUCUUCAUCUUUUGUUCUUUGUCCAUUGUCCAUUGGCAUUCGCGUCAUAAUUAUUGUAUGUAGCAAGCUCCCAUCGUUUUGUCUUGGCAGUCAGUGAGAUGAUUCGGACCCCUACUUGUAAUUGUUUGGUAUGUUCUUGUGCUUAACGUAUGCCUCGGGGCGUGUCUUUUUUACUUGUAUCUUGGAAGAUUUUUGGUUUUAUGUGUGUAUAUGCGCGUUGCGAAUGGUAAAUUUAAACGUCGUGCUUUUGUUGUUUGUG
Suillus paluster is the source of this 1947-nucleotide messenger RNA. RefSeq lists its product as uncharacterized. The transcript has 3 exons. The record is from RefSeq and is a predicted model, not a curated record. NCBI's taxonomy places the organism in Eukaryota, Fungi, Basidiomycota, Agaricomycetes, Boletales, Suillaceae. The coding region runs from base 132 to 1661 and encodes 509 amino acids.